Ylistrum balloti is the source of this 3567-nucleotide messenger RNA. RefSeq names its product ER degradation-enhancing alpha-mannosidase-like protein 3. Bases 1 to 3465 code for a protein of 1154 amino acids. Gene Ontology annotation, molecular function: mannosyl-oligosaccharide 1,2-alpha-mannosidase activity; calcium ion binding. Gene Ontology annotation, cellular component: endoplasmic reticulum; membrane. NCBI's taxonomy places the organism in Eukaryota, Metazoa, Mollusca, Bivalvia, Pectinida, Pectinidae. Gene Ontology annotation, biological process: endoplasmic reticulum mannose trimming; carbohydrate metabolic process; mannose trimming involved in glycoprotein ERAD pathway. The record is from RefSeq and is a predicted model, not a curated record. The transcript has 22 exons.
AUGGGGACUCAAAAAAUUGUCAUAAUAUCGAUGGUAGUUAUUUUGAUCAUAUUUAUUGUGGAAGAUUCGGUCGUAUCGGGAAUGUCAUCAUCAGAAAAAGGAGAAUUAAGGGACAAAGUUGUGGAAAUGUUUCGACAUGCAUAUGAUUCUUACAUGAAUCAUGCUUUUCCUGCUGACGAGCUGAUGCCCUUAAGCUGUAAAGGUAGAUACAGAGGCACCAUGCCAAACCGUGGUGACAUUGAUGACAGCCUUGGAAAUUUCACAUUGACAUUGAUUGACACCUUGGACACAUUAGUGGUCCUGGGUGAAAUUGAAGAAUUUGAAAAGGCUGUUCAUUUAGUUAUAGAACAUGCUAAAUUUGAUAGUGAUAUAAUAGUUUCUGUCUUUGAAACUAAUAUACGUGUGCUUGGGGGGUUGUUAGGGGGACAUGUAGUAGCUACAUUUUUGAAGAAAAAGAAGAAAUCCAUGGAUUGGUAUAACGAUGAACUUUUAUCAAUGGCCAAAGAGGUUGGCUACAGACUUCUUCCAGCAUUCAAUACAUCUACGGGUAUACCAUAUGCUAGGGUAAAUUUAAAACAUGGCAUUACCAAAGAACUUACAAGUCGUUGUAAGGACACUUGUACUGCCUGUGCAGGGACCAUGGUGCUGGAAUUUGCAGCUCUUAGUCGCCUCUCAGGAGAGCCAGUAUUUGAGGAGAAGGCUCACAAAGCCAUGGACUACUUAUGGCAGCAGCGACAUAGAACUAGUGAUUUGGUGGGCACAGUCAUCAACAUCCACAGUGGUGACUGGAUUCGCAGAGAAAGUGGUGUUGGGGCAGGGAUUGACUCUUACUAUGAGUAUGUACUGAAGGCUUACAUCCUGCUAGGGGACGACACCUACCUCCAGCGUUUCAACAAGCACUAUGAUGCUAUAAUGAAGUACAUUAGUCAGGGACCAAUGUUUGUUGAUGUGCACAUGCACAAACCUCAGUCUAUAUCAAGGCACUUUAUGGACUCACUGCUGGCUUUCUGGCCAGGCUUACAGGUUCUAAAAGGAGACAUAAAACCUGCAAUGGAGACACAUGAGAUGUUGUAUCAGAUCAUGCAGAGACAUAAUUUCCUACCAGAGGCCUUUACUACAGAUUUCCGUGUCCACUGGGGACACCAUCCAUUGAGGCCUGAGUUUGUUGAAUCCACUUACUUCUUACAUAAGGCUACGGGAGAUCCUCAUUACCUCAACGUAGGGAAGGAGGUGAUCAACAAUCUCAACACCUAUGCCCGUGUUGACUGUGGCUUUGCUGCUAUCAAAGAUGUAACGACUGGAGUACAUGAGGACCAGAUGGACUCGUAUGUACUGGCAGAGACAUUUAAGUACUUAUACUUGAUGUUCAGUGAUAAGUCAGAACGUGUAUUAGAUAUUGAUGACUACAUAUUUACCACAGAAGCUCAUCUCCUACCUCUCGCAUUAUCUGUGACCAACAUGACCUCAAGACUACCAAAGGUGAGGAGUGAGGUUUACCAGGACCUGGGAGACUUUAGUGACAGUUUUGAGAGUAUGUCCCACCCAUCAGACGAUGAGUAUCAAGAGGACAAUAAGUAUCACACCUGUCCAAAUCUUCAACACCUGUACCAGGGCACUCAGAAUUACGCUUUCAAUCUCCGCUCCAAGGUCCAGAAUAUGGUGGACAAAUAUACUACUAAUACGAAAAAGGAUGGCCGUAAGCCCCGUCUGAGAGCAGCUGAUUUUAUAGCUGGUAACAAGGCUCAACUUGAUCUUUUGAUGUUGAUGGGAAUAAAAAUAGCCACUAUGGCUGAUGGAAGAGUGCAGCUGCUCCACACUGCAGGGGAGGCUGCCAGUCCUGAAGACGCUGAGGAUGGGAUGAAGUUUAUGCAGGAGAUGAUUGAGCUUUCUCGUCACCAGCAGCAGGAAUCUCAACACGACCCAAUGAUAGUUCAAGUGCUUUCAGACCCUUAUUUUGGAUCACUGUCUUUCAAAGCUGGGCCUGCUCAAUUUGGCUACAGUCUAAAAACCAAUCCUCCUAUCCAAGGAGUUGUAGCAAUAGCUGACCCCUUCAAUGCAUGUAGUGCUAUAACCAACCCGGAGGAGGUGGAAGGCAACAUCGCCAUCAUUGAACGAGGCAGCUGUAUGUUUGUAGACAAGGCAAGAAAUCUUCAAAAAGCUGGUGCCAAAGGCAGUGUUGUAAUAGACAACACUGAGGGCAGUUCUAGUGAAAGCCAUGCUCUGUUUGCCAUGUCAGGGGAUGGUCAGCAGGAUGUUGAUAUCCCACUUGUCUUUUUGUUCCACAAAGAGGGACAGACUAUCUUAAAACUGCUUCAAGAGUUCCCUAAACUUGAAAUACUUCUAGGAGAGCGAGAAAUGAAUGCAGAAGCAUUCCUUCCUAAAGAGCCACCAUCUCUAAUAGAACAGGAGCUGGAAGCUAACGGCCCUACAAUUGGAGGGAGCAAGGGCAUGAAAGAUACCAAUACUGAGGACACUGGCGAACCAGAUACUGUACAAACACCACAGGCUGAGGACUCCAAGAAACCUGACAAAUAUCGUGUCCACAUACGGGAAACAAGGGAAGGUAACACAUACAGACUUCCGACGAGUAGUGGCCAUGUCCAGCUUGUGGUUGAUGUAGGACGGACUAUCAACAAGCCACAUUAUCCAAAAAUUGUUGAUAGGGACGUCAUACAAAUGAAACAUUUGCCUGAUGGUACUAAACAGAUUGUUUUUAAACUUGAUGACUUGACAUCAUCUAAAGUACCAACAACGAAACCAGAACUCAACCAAAUAUAUGUUAGUGUUGUUCAGGUGCUGCAACAAAGGACUAACUUCGAGACUUUGAGCAAUCAAGCAGAUUAUCUUAUAUCAAUAGCCAGGUUAUUAGAGGCAGCUUAUUUUGGUUUUCAAGUACAAGAUGCUAAUGAUAAUUCUCAGGAACUGUUUGAUAAACUAGCUGGAUUGCUGGUGAUAAAGCCUUUAAAAUCACAUGAUAAAUCCAGUGAUGAAAAUGUACGGGAAAAACUCACCAUUUCACAUGAAUUCAAUCAUUAUGCAUCAGAAGAAGAUUUUGCUGAAGACAAAACUGCUAAAAAGGAGGUAAAACCUGGCAAAUCUACUAAAAUACAUGCCAAAAUAAAUACGUUAGAAGAGAUCAUAACAAUUACAGAGGAAGAAGAGGAGCAAAUUGACUCAUCCGAGCCAGUCAGACAAGCUACAGAUACAACAUUCCAAGAUGAUAUAAUGGUAGGGAGUGACACUGAUGGAAAAUAUGAAUUGCCUCAAAGUGACAUUGUAACAGAUGAUGAAUCAUCUCAAAGUAAUAUUCAUAUAGGAAAAAAUACUCCUGAACCAAACAUUCCUGAUACUGAUUCAAGUUCAGAACCAUUUAGGAUUUAUGCAACAGUAACAUCAAGGCGUGAUAAGGAAUCCGAAGAUGAAACAGAAGAGACUGAGAGCAUCCCAGAUCGUGACGAGUUAUAACAAUAUUUGUUAAGGUUCUAGAUUUCUAAGGUCCCUUUAACUCUUAAUGUCUUUAAUCAAAUAUGUCCCAAAAUUAUAUAAUGUUAAUAUUACAGAGUAAAU